Messenger RNA from Hippocampus comes (tiger tail seahorse), 1512 nucleotides. It is a transcript of the gene tm4sf1, whose product is annotated as transmembrane 4 L six family member 18. The record is from RefSeq and is a predicted model, not a curated record. Gene Ontology annotation, cellular component: membrane. Lineage: Eukaryota; Metazoa; Chordata; Actinopteri; Syngnathiformes; Syngnathidae. The transcript has 4 exons. Bases 220 to 810 code for a protein of 196 amino acids.
GUUCAGUAGUAGAAGUGCCUCUCUAAAGGGAAGGAUUAUCUGUCCAACUCACAGGCUCUCACCACGUAUGCUUGCUUCCUGCCACCACAGCCAGCUGUUCGGACCGAUUCUUACAUUCUUUCUCCACUCGCUUCCUUGUCCACUCCAAUUUUUGUCCUCUUCCUUGCAGUUGUGGGUUUUUGUUUAUUCUUAAUUUUUUUUUUUUUUGAUAGCCGAGUGAUGUGUUGUUCAGUGGGCUUCGCCAGGUCUUUGGGUCUGGCUCUAUUACCUCUGGCCCUCUGUUGUAUCCUGGCCAAUCUGCUCCUCUUGUUUCCUAUGGGAGAAAUGACAUACAUCGAGCAAGGGCGACUGGCCAGCUACAUCUGGUACUUUGGUGGACUGGGUGGUGGAGGACUGCUGAUGCUCGUUCCUGCUGUAACCUUCAUCACUUUGGGAAAAUGGAGUUGCUGCUGGAACCAGAGCCUGAUGAUGUGUGGGUCAGUGUUGGCAGCCGUGGUGGGCCUGGUCGGGGCAAGCUAUUGCUUCGUCGUUUCAGGUCUCGCCUUGAUGCAGGGUCCACUGUGCUUCACUUCUCUCGGGUGGUCGUACCCCUUCGCAGAUCAAGGAGGAAGGUAUCUGCUGCAGUCAGCGACGUGGUCUCAGUGCCUACAGCCGCUCCACAUUGUCGAGUGGAACGUGACUCUUCUGUGUGUGCUUUUGGGACUUGCUGUGCUAGAGUUCAUCCUGUGCUUCUUACAACUGGCCAGCGGUGUAGUUAAUGCCAUCUGUCGGCCUUGUUGCUAUAAGCAGGAGUAUAAUUUGAAUGCUUAGACACUGGCACAACAUUUACGUAAAUAAAUAAAUAUACACUUGCAAGUUGUACACACUGAAGGCCAAAUGUCCACACAGUUGUCUACGGUGCAGCUUCAUUAUUGCAUUCAUUUUAAAGCACCUCACAGAAUCAUCACUGAGAUUACACAAUACAUAUUUGCCUUCCAUGUUAUCCAUGAAAUGUAAAAUUGAUAAAGGACUCAGAGGAUGACAGUUUGAGGUAUUGGGUUGGUUUAAAGUCUACCAACGCUCAUACUUUGUGAAAAGGUGAAAUAACGUAGCACUCUGAGACGUCGAUUAAGAAGUCGACUCUGUGUCCUACUUCUCUCUGUUAUUUUAAUCGUAUCAUUCAUUUUUCUAAUCUCUUAAUUUGGAGAGUUUCAUCGGAACUGAUGGGAGAAAAUGAACACAAUUCAAACAUCAAACUCUUAUUAGUUCAUGAAUAAACUUAAGAUGCCGUUUACAUGUUUUUGAAAGGCUGUCAUGUAUUUGUCAGUUUGACUUCAAUGCGCCUACUUUUGGACAAGAUUAAUUAUGAUGUGGCAGGAGGUAUUUGAUCUAUUCAAUAUUGUAGUGUUAGUUCACUACCACAAAAUGUGUGUUUGUUGUUUGUACAAUGGUUAUAUUUUUGAAGUAUUUUGAUGUGCCUAUAUCUUUGGCUGUUUGGCUCUUAAAUUCAAAUUAAAUGCUAUCUAUCUAUCG